AUGCAUAGGAUGAAGCAGCGCGCGCUGCACGCCUGGCCAUGGUUGUGGCUGUGGCUGUUCGCGGCCACGGCAGGCUCUCCGUCUUCCGACUACCCCGUGCCGACGACUCUUCUGCCACUACGUGGCGGCGGGGAUGGAGGCGCGGGAAAUGACGACGGUGAUGGCAAUGGUAGCGGCGAUUCAAUGAAGCCAUCGAUCUCGUCAAUCGACACCGCGACGACUUUGCCGAUCACGCUUGACACGAGUUUUUCUUCGGAACCCGAGUUCCGUUUCACGCAAUCUCUGUACAACGUCUCCAUUCCUGAAAAUUCCAUCGGUAAAACAUAUGUCGUGCCCGAGGAGAGAAUGGGCAUACAGCUCGCGUCCGCUGACAGUGACAUUGACGUAAAGUUUCGCAUAAUGAGCGGUGAUCGCGAGAAGUUCUUUAAAACAGAGGAGCGCACGGUCGGCGAUUUUUGCUUCCUCCUGAUAAGGACUCGAACCAGCAAUGUCGAUGUGCUGAAUCGCGAACGCAAAGACCGAUAUGUGCUCGUAGUGCGUGCCACCUGGAGUAAACGCGACAGUAGAAACAGAGCGAUCUUGCUCGAAGCGGACACCACGGUGGUAGUAACGAUUCUCGACACAAACGAUCUCAAUCCACUGUUCUAUCCGAUCGAGUACGAAACCACCGUGACGGAGGACACGCCUUUGCAUCGCAGCAUACUCAGGGUAAUCGCCGAGGACGCCGAUCUCGGCAGAAACGGCGAGAUUUACUAUAGCUUCGCCGAGGAAACCGAUCAAUUCGCCGUUCAUCCGGUCAGUGGCGUAAUAACGCUCACAAGACCGCUCAGGUACGCGGAACGCGCUAUACAUGAGCUGGUAGUCCUAGCGAAGGAUCGCGGUGCUUUGUUUCGCAGCGCAGGUAGUAGCCGCGCGAGCACCGCCAAAGUCACGAUCAGGGUACGACAGGUGAACCUGUACGCACCCGAGAUUUAUGUGCAUCAGUUGCCCGAUAUUGUCGAGAAUUCAAAUGCCGAUAUCUACGCGAUUGUGCGAGUGAUCGACCGUGACGACGGCGUGCACGGCCAAAUUGCGAGCCUCGACAUUGUGGGCGGUGAUCCGGCCGGUCACUUCAGGGUACGUCCGGCCGGCGGGUCACGCUCCGGCGAGUACAACAUCGAGGUACUGCACCUGCUUGAUCGCGAGACUGCGUUACAGGGUUACAAUCUCACCCUGCGCGCCAUGGACCGCGGGGUGCCGCAGCGAUACAGCUACAAAUUUGUACCGGUGCACUUGGUCGACGUGAACGAUAAUGCCCCGGUGUUCAGUCGUGAGAUCUACGAAGUCAAGGUACCGGAAACGGCGCCCAUCAACACGCCGAUCAUAAGACUUAAGGUCACAGAUGCCGACGAAGGAAAGAACGCAUUGGUAUAUCUCGAGAUAGUCGGCGGCAAUGAGGGUGGAGAGUUUUACGUGAACGCCGAGACUGGUAUGUUGUACACCGCUGUCAAUCUGGAUGCCGAAAAGAAAGCAUUUUACACGCUGACGGUUUCGGCGAUCGAUCAAGGCAACGCCGGCACCAGAAAACAAUCCUCGGCAAAGGUGAAAAUUAACGUAGUCGACACCAACGACAACGAUCCAAUCUUCGACCAGUCGGAAAUGGAGGUGAUGAUAGACGAGAAUGAACCGGCUGGCACGUCCGUUGUGCGAGUUACCGCGAAAGAUCGCGACUCCGGCGAAAAUGCCUACAUAUCUUAUAGCAUCGAUAACCUCAAGAAAGUGCCGUUUGAAAUUGAUCAUUUCUCCGGUAUCGUCAAGACCAAACAGGUGCUCGACUAUGAGACCAUGAAGCGGGAGUAUUUACUGCACGUGCGGGCCAGCGAUUGGGGCCUGCCCUAUCGACGUCAGGCGGAGAUGCAAUUACGAGUGAAGUUGCGGGACGUGAACGACAAUCGACCGCAGUUCGAACGAAUCGAUUGCAGCGGUCACGUGCCGCGAUACGUGACGAUCAGCUCUGAGAUCAUCACCGUGUCCGCGAUCGACUUCGACGCCGGGAACAUCGUCAGUUACCGCAUAGUGUCUGGCAAUUCCGAUAAUUGUUUCGCUCUCGACUCAGCCAGCGGUGUUCUCUCAGUCGCUUGCGAUCUGUCGGACGUCAAGACGGCCGAGAGAACUGUCAACGUUACCGCCACUGAUGGUACACACUUUGCGGAUGUCAAUCCCGUGCACAUACAUCUUGUGAAUGCUAAACGGAAUCUGGGCUCAGCGAGACUCCUGACAGAUGAAACCGGUGCUUUCAAAUGUCACGACACCGGCGUGGCGCGUAGAUUGACGGACGCGAUCGCCUCGGCAGAGAAGAACAACAUGCCGUCGCGGGAUGACGAGUACACCUUAAUACCGAGUCGUUACGGUGAGAACGUGCACGCGCCCGAGUUCAUCGAUUUUCCGAAUGAGAUACGAGUCAAUGAAUCUCUCAAGCUCGGCACGAUUCUCGUGCAAAUACGCGCUCGUGAUCGUGACCUCGAUUAUAAUGGCAAGCUUGUCUUCGUCAUAUCUAGUGGUGACCGCGACUCCGUCUUUGGCAUCGAUCCGGAUACCGGUGACUUGAACACGAUCGGUUAUCUGGACCGCGAGCGGGAGAAUGAGUAUUAUCUGAAUAUAAGUGUAUUCGAUCUGGGCAAACCGCAGAAAUCCGCCUCGAAGAUGCUACCGAUCACUAUUUUGGACGUCAACGACAACGCCCCCAAGUUUGAGAAAUCAUUGGCAAGUUUCAGAAUCUCCGAGACUGCGCUGAAUGGCACUAAUGUAUGGCGCGCUAACGCCACUGACGCUGAUCUCGGUGACAACGCUCAAGUCACUUACUCUCUUGUGACGGAAACCAAUGACUUCCGUGUGGAUCCUGUGACGGGUGUACUGAGCGUCUUCGGCAAGCUCGACAGGGAACGACAGGAGAUAUACGAGCUGAGGAUUCGCGCGCGUGAUAAUAGCAACGAUACACCACCUUUGCAUUCGGACGCACUCGUCAGGGUAACAGUCGAUGAUGUCAACGACAACGCGCCCACCUUCGCGCUAUCGAAUUACAACGUCAAGAUCCGCGAAGAUGUGCCGAUAUGGACCGUCGUGGCCGUUGUUGAUGCCACGGAUCCCGAUGAAGGCGCGGGUGGCGAUGUAGAAUACUUUCUGUCGGACGCAAUGGAGAGCGAGGGUUUCUUCAAGGUUGACAAAGUGUCGGGCACAGUGAGAACGACUCAGAGUUUGGACUUUGAGGAACGACAGGUGCACACGCUGACGAUAGUCGCGCGCGAUCGCGGUGAGCCGUCCUUGUCUUCCGAGACGAUGCUCGUGAUCGAGGUGAUUGACGUGAACGAGAACCUUUAUACGCCAGUCUUCGAUGACUUUGUCGUGUCCGCGAGUGUCUUCGAAAAUCAACCCAUUGGCACCCUCGUCACUACUGUUCGAGCCAAGGACGCAGAUCCCCCCGGCGGAGAUUCAAGGAUCGGAUACAGUAUUCGUGGAGGCGACGGCGUCGGAAUUUUCUCCAUCGAUAAUGAAGGAAACAUCAGGACCAAGGCGGUGCUCGAUGUCGAGACGAAAAGGGGAUACUGGUUAACCAUUUACGCCCAGGAUCACGGAGUGGUUCCGUUGAGUUCGAGUCUACAAGUCUAUGUCGAAGUGCUGGAUGAGAAUGAUAACACGCCGCUGACCGAGCUGCCAGUUUAUUAUCCAUCCGUGGCCGAGAACUCGCCUGCCAGCGUGAGUGUCCUGCAAAUCCGCGCCUUUGAUCACGACGUCUCGCCCCAGCAAUUCGUCUUCACCAUCAGCAGCGGCAAUCCGGAGGGAUAUUUUCUCAUCAACUCCACCACCGGUCUCAUCAGCACCAGUGGUAGGAAGCUCGAUCGUGAGAAUCAAGCGGAGCACGUGUUGGAGGUGACAGUGAGAGACAACGGCAGGCCGCCUUUGUCAUCGACUACAAGAGUCGUCAUCACAGUAGCGGAUAUUAAUGAUCAUGGCCCUGAAUUCGAGCAAAAAUUCUACACGGUCCAGAUUCCGGCGUCGCCGGCGAACGACAAGCCACUCUUUCAGAAAUCGAGGAACCGCUCGCGGGAGUUCGACCUUUCGAUCGAUACGUUACUAGAGAACGGGACUUGGGAGACAUUUAGCCCCGACACCUUGUCAGGAGAUCGAAUCUUCAGGGUUCUUGCAUACGACCAAGAUAUUGGUGACAAUGGAAAAAUCCAGUAUAGUAUCAAAGGCGGUCGAGGAAAGGGCAAAUUUAAAAUUCAUCCCACCACGGGAAUGGUGUUCUCUCAACGUGGAUUUGAGGCUGGUCAAGAAUAUGAAAUGAUGAUACGAGCAACCGAUCACGGUGAGCCUCAGCGCAGUCAUCAGACCCGAGUUUCUGUUCAAGUUGUGGAGGCGCCGAAGGAAUCAGAGAACCCUCCAGUAUUCAAAACAAACAAUCAAAGCGUAGAAGUCACGGAGAGCGACGAGGCGGGCUUUUUAGUCGCCCUCGUUCAAGCCAACGACAAAGACGGUGAUUCUCUGUGGUACGAUAUUUUAGAUGGCGAUAAGCGCGACGAGUUUUUCAUCGGUCGCGACAAUGGUAACGUGCUGCUUGCAAAGAAGCUGGAUUGGGAAACCCAAAAUUUUUACAAUCUUACGAUCGGCGUAACCGACGGUGUGCACACAACACUGACGCAGCUACUUGUUACAGUGAUCGACAUCAACGAUCACCGACCAGAAUUUACUGAAGCCACAUAUCGCGUCGACAUCUCAGAGAAUGUCGAGAAGGGCGAGAAAAUCCUGCAAUUGCACGCGACUGAUGAGGACGAGGAUAAGAAAGUCUUCUACAGCCUGCACGCGGCACAGACUCAGGCCUCACUUGAGAUCUUCCACGUGGACUCGGUUUUGGGUUCGAUUACGUUGAACGAACCUCUCGAUCGGGAGACCAUCGAGGAGCACGUGCUGACGGUGAUGGUCAAGGAUCAGGGCACGCCAGCCAAGCGCAACUACGCUCGAGUAAUCGUCACCGUGCACGACCACAACGAUCAUGCGCCCGAGUUUAUCAGCGAGAUCAUUCAGGGAAAGGUAUACGAGAGCUCGCCAAUUGGAACAGCGGUGGUACAGGUAUGUGCGAUUGAUCGGGAUCGUGGAGAGAACGCCAAGAUUACAUACUCGAUCACAUCCGGAAAUGUCGGCAAUGUGUUCACCAUCGAUCCGGAUCUCGGUUUUAUCCGCGUCGCACGCGAGCUCGACCUCAGCAUCUCCUCCGAGUACAUCCUUCUCGUGAAGGCGACCGAUCACGGUUCUCCCACGUUGGCGAACACCGUGCCGGUACAUGUGAUGGUGACAAUGGCAGAUAACGCGCCGCCGCGCUUCAUCCAAAAGGAGCUGUCUGCGGAGAUAUAUGAGAACCAACAGCUUGGCACGUACGUGAAACAUGUGGAGGCGCGGAGUACGUCAUCGUUACAGUUCGAGAUCGUGCGCGGCAAUCGCGACGAUACCUUCUUCGUGAAUCCAAGCACCGGUGUGAUAGUCAUCAAGAAUGAGCUGGACUACGAAAAAACUAAAUUCUUCAAUUUGACGGUGUCGACUACAAACAUGGCUGGCGCUUCGGCCACCUGCAAUGUCAUCAUUCAUGUGCUCGACAGAAAUGACAACGCGCCGCGUUUCCUGCAGGCUCAGUACAGCGGUGAAAUUAGCGAAGGUGCUAGCAUCGGUUCUCUUGUGUUGACUAACACGAGCGCACCAUUAGUCAUCAAGGCCGAAGAUGCGGAUUCCGAGUUAAACGCGCUGCUUAAUUAUGAUAUUGUCGAGGAUUUACCGCGAAAGUACUUCCACAUAGAUUCCAGCACCGGUGCUAUACGCACAGUUAUGCUGCUAGACCACGAGACUAUACCGAUGUUCUCGUUUCACGUAAAGGUCUCAGAUUUAGGCAAGCCAAAACUCUCAUCCGAGACCACUGCCAAAGUGAUGAUAGCUGUGACAGAUGUUAACGAUUGUCCGCCCAAGUUCUCCAAGACUGAUUAUAAUGUCACGCUUCUGCUGCCGACGUAUAAGAACGUCGCUGUCACUCGGGUUAACGCCGUGGAUCCUGACAGCUCCGAGGGAGUCGCGUUGAGAUAUGACAUCAUCGAUGGGAAUAAGGCUCACACCUUUGAUAUAGAUGCCCAGAGUGGCAUUAUUACGGUCCAUAAUCCCGAUCGUAUGAAGAAGAACUAUCUUCUCCACGUGCGAGUGUCAGAUGGCAAGUACUCGAGCGUGGCGCAGGUGAACGUGAUAGUAGAAAAAUCGGAGAAUUCUGGUUUGAUCUUCCAAAAGAAUGUCUAUGAAGGUGCCAUCUUGGAGAACUCCACGAAGAUUACAACCGUAGUGGUAGUAAACGUCCUUGGUAGUUCAUUGAAUGAGCACAUUAUAUUCAGCAUUCUUAAUCCCACCGACAUGUUUGUCAUCGGAUCAACUUCCGGAGCGAUCAGAACCAAUGGCAUACGAUUCGAUCGAGAAGUGUGCGAUCACUACGAAUUAAUCGUCGAGGCGAAAAGCCAUCCGCCGGAUCGAGAGAAGCCCAGGGUAGCUCACGUCAUAGUGAACGUCACUAUACUUGACAUCAACGACAAUUGUCCGAUGUUCGUUAAUUUACCUUACUAUGCUGUAGUUUCCGUCGACGCUCAAAAAGGCGACAUCAUUACAAAGGUUCAUGCGAUAGACAUGGAUAGUGGCGAUAAUGGCGAAGUGAGAUAUGAAUUAAAAAAGGGUCACGGAGAACUCUUCAAGGUGUGCCGGAAAACCGGUGAAAUAUCAUUAAAGCAGAAUCUUGAAGGUCACAAUCGCGAAUACCAGCUUACAAUCGCCGCGUACGAUGGCGGAAUAACGCCUUGCUCGAUUGAGGUGCCAGUCAACGUGAAGGUGAUAGAUCGUUCGAUGCCGGUAUUUGACAAGCAAUUCUAUACGGAUAGCGUGCUCGAGAGUAUAGAAGUGCAUUCACCUCUGGCGUUAUCCAUUCAAGCUGAGUCACCUCUAAAUCGCAAACUCAUAUACAGCAUUACUAAGGGCAAUGAUUUUGAGGAGUUCGCCCUGGACUUCAACACGGCCCCUGACAGUAACAAUGGUCCUUGUGUAAUCUAUGUGGUGGAUGAACUGGAUUAUGAGCAAAAGAAGCAGUAUGAGCUGACCGUACGCGCCACCGACAGUGUAUCAGGCGUUUACGCAGAGGUACUCGUCAGCAUCCUCGUCCUGGACGUGAAUGAUUGCCCGCCCGAAUUCACGCAGGAUUCCUACAACAUCUCGGUGUCGGAGGCGGCGGUAUUUGGGACCCCUGUCUUGCGAGUGAGCUCCAGAGACAAUGACACAGGCAUUAAUCAACAAGUUCGUUACGCUAUUCAAAAUGACACCGAGGACAGCACGGAUCUCUUCCACAUCGAUCCUGAUGAGGGUGUGAUAUUUCUCAAGCGAUCUUUAGAUCAUGAGAGUCACGAGUCCCAUCACUUCACCGUGAUUGCCAUGGAUCGCGGCGUGCCGAGUCUGUCGAGUACGGCGCACGUCUGGAUGAGCGUGAUCGAUAUGAAUGACAACCCGCCCAAGUUCGAGCAGCCCUCAUAUACCUGUUUCCUAUCGGAGCAUGCCGAACGUGGUCAAUUUGUGACAGUGGUCACAGCCAGCGAUCCCGACUACGUCGAUGAAAAGUUGACAUACAUCAUCGUAGGUGGGAACGAACAGCAGACGUACAAUAUCGACCAGUCGACCGGCAUCAUCUCGCUGAUAAAUAUGCAGAACUUUGGCGAGCAAAAGCUCAGCAUGCUCAAUGUAUCUGUCACCGAUGGUGUCUACACCAGCUUCACUCGCGUCAAGAUCGAGAUUCUGCCCGCGAAUAGGCACAAUCCGAAAUUCCCGAACCCGAUAGUCGAAGUAACCGUCCUGGAGAACCAACUGCCUGGUAGACUGGUCACCAGCGUGCUGGCCGUGGAUGAAGACUUCGGCGAAUACGGUACAGUAACAUACGCGAUAAUGUCAGAGAUGAUGAAGGAGAUAUUUGAGAUAAACAAGCUCACCGGCGAGAUAGUAACACGUAAGAAGCUUGAUAGGGAAGAACAGAAGCGCUAUGAAAUACCAGUUAUGGCGACGGACGGCGGCGGUAGAUCCGGAUUCGUGAUGGUGCGAAUUAAGAUCGGCGAUGAGAAUGAUAAUGCGCCGGUAUUCCUACUUAGAGAAUACAAAGCGACCAUUCAGGGCAAUCUGUCUCUGAAUACACCCUUCUUAAAAAUCAGGGCACAAGACGCGGAUGAGGAUGAGGCAGCCAAGAUCGUUUAUUCCAUCUACGAACCGCAAACGUCAUCAGCUAGAUCUCUGCUUGGUAUAAAUCCCGAUACAGGAUCUCUUUAUCUGCAAAAGAGCGCUAUGCCGUGGGAAAAUCAAUUAUUCGAGCUCUUUAUUCGUGCGGAGGACAAAGGCUUGACUACGCAUCAUGCCGAUGUACCGCUAAGUAUCUAUAUAAUGAGCUCCCACGAUGUCCCGCCUCUGUUUGAGCGAAAAGAAGAUAAAUUCUUUGUAAGAGAGGACUCUUCCGUCGGUACACCGAUCACGAAACUCAAGACCGUCACAAACAGCACUGUAACAUAUCGUAUAGUAUCCGGCGAUGAAGAUAAUCCGCUCUUUACGAUUGACUCUCACGGCCAGAUUACUCUAGCAAAACCAUUGGAUCGAGAAUUGAAAGAUAGUCAUUUAAUCGGGGUUCUCGCUGAAACGGAUUCUAGUCCACCGCUCACAGCUCUCGCUGAGAUCACUCUUCAGGUACUGGAUGAGAAUGAUCACGCGCCAAAAUUCGAAAGCAAUCCCUAUGCGAUUAGUUUAGCCGAAAACAUCGAGGAGGGAACGUCGAUACUCAAAGUUAUUGCGCAUGAUAAAGAUCUCGGUAGCAAUGGCGAGGUACGUUACUCCUUUGGAUCUGACAUAGGAGAAUUAGCGAACGUUUUUACAGUGGACGCUUAUACCGGUUGGAUAUCAACAUUAGUACAACUCGACAAGGAAAAGCAGCCGGAAUAUAAGUUUCAGGUGGUUGCUACUGACAAUGGAAAUCCAAAACAUUUCGCGAGGACGUCAGUACACGUCAAGUUAAAAGAUUAUAACGAUAAUGCACCCGCAUUCGUUGACGAUCGUUAUGAGGCUACGGUGAACGAAGACGCUUUACCAGGAACGGUUGUGGUAAAACUGAUCACCGUCGACAAAGACACAGAUGUUAACGCGCCGAUAGAAUUUUAUAUAACAUCAGGCGAUUCUAGAUCACAAUUUCAAAUCAGGUCUACCGGCGAAGUGUACGUAGCAAAAUCCUUGGAUAGAGAGACUAUUGAUCGUUACGAGCUUCAAAUCGUUGGUACAGAUGGAAAAUACGUUUUUGAGACAAAAGUAACGGUGCAAAUCCUGGAUGUUAACGAUAAUCCACCAUAUUGCCUCAGAUACCGUUACAGAGAGAUACUUUCCGAGGGCUCGCAUCCUGGUGCCUAUGUCUUGACUGUAUUGGCCACCGAUUACGACGACGAGCCGAAUGCUAAACUACGAUUUUAUUUAACCGGCGACAAUAACGACAAAUUUUCGUUAGAUAAGGAAACCGGCGUGUUAAAAACCGUCGGGCAACUUGAUCGAGAGACUCAAGCCAAAUAUUCCUUAACAGCCCACGUACAAGAUCGAGAUAAACCUACUUGGGAAUGUUCAUCGCAACUGGAGAUUCUCGUUUCCGAUCUCAAUGACAACGCGCCGAAAUUCACUAUGUCAACUUACAGCAGCACUUUGCCCGAAGAUGUAGAAAUCGGCACGUUAGUAACGAAGGUACACGCUACGGACGACGAUAUCGGUAUUAAUCGGAAGAUUCGAUAUGAAUUUAUUGAUUCAGCGGAUGGUCACUUUCUCAUCGCAGCUGACAGUGGAAUAGUCACGUUGGCUAAACCAUUGGAUAGAGAAACGAAGGCCAUGUACAAUGUUACUAUUCAGGCGCUUGAUCAGGGCACUCCUCAGCUAAUGGGGGUCGCAUCUCUCAUCGUUAACGUGCAAGACAUCAAUGAUAAUCCACCGGAAUUCGCUUCUAAACUCUACUUCGCGAAAGUACCUGAGAUCUACGCGGUUGGUACCGAAGUGGCACGAGUGCUCGCCACCUCAAAGGACACAGGAGUGAAUGCUGAUAUAUAUUACUCAAUUGUCGGUGGUAAUGAGCAUAAGAAAUUCCAAAUAGACGCCAAGACGGGUGUUUUAACCAUCGCCGAACAGUUGGACUAUGAACGAGCUCGUGAUUAUUUCCUCACUAUCCAAGCUAUUGAUGGAGGCAUUCCGCCGCUGAGCAAUCACGCUACUGUCAAUAUUACCGUCACCGAUAGCAAUGAUAACGCACCGAUUUUCAGCGAAGUUUCAUACAGAGCCUUUGUGAGAGAAGAUGCAAAAACGGGAGAAAAAGUUACGCAAGUUUACGCAAACGAUUUAGAUAGCGAGGAAAAUGGCAAUGUGUCGUAUUAUAUAGAACGUGGCGACAGACAGAAGCAAUUCUCCAUUGAUAGAAAAACUGGACAGAUAGCUGUCACCACGCUAUUGGAUCGAGAAGAAAUUGCAAGUUAUGUGUUAGAAGUUCAUGCACGUGAUAAUGGUAUACCGAUGCUCUCGAGCUUCGUGAUGGUGAACAUCGAAGUUCUGGAUGCGAAUGAUAAUCCGCCGUUAUUUUCUUUGUCAAAUUACACAGCUGUUGUACAGGAAGACAAACCGCUCGGUCAUACGGUUUUACAAUUUAUAGUCACAGACGCGGACAUUGAACCAAAUGCUGACCCGUACACUUUUGAUUUUCGUUCCGGAAACGAGGGCGAUGCAUUUCGGCUAGAGCAGGACGGUACUCUGCGAACAGCAACGAAAUUUAACAACAGAGUAAAAGAUAAAUAUGUGCUACAUGUUCGGGUAUUCGAUAACGGCAGUCCCCCAUUAUACUCGGACGCGUGGGUUGUAAUCAAGGUGAUUGAGGAAUCGCAAUAUCCACCAGUAAUCACGCCUCUCGAAGUGAUUAUCAAUUCUUACAUGGACGAGUAUCCCGGUGGUAUUAUUGGGAAAGUCCACGCAACCGAUCAAGAUCAGUAUGAUACGCUUCUUUUCAAUUUGAUACCAUCCUCGCCGAUUCCAAGCACCGAUCUCUUCCAGAUAGAUAAGAUUGAUGGUACAUUAGUGGCUCUGCCCAGACUUGACGUAGGCGAGUACAGGAUAAACAUUAGCGUGACGGAUGGCAAGUUCCAUUCGUACUCUGUCGUAAAAGUUAACGUCGAUCUAGUGACCGACAAAAUGCUCGAGAGUUCGGUAAUCGUGAGAUUUCGAGAAGUCAGCCCAGAGGAUUUCAUGCUAAGUCAUCGCAAGGGUUUCGUCAGAACUGUUCGUAACGCGAUGAAUUGCCGUCUUAAAGAUAUCGUCAUUAUCAGCGUGCAGCCGUCAACUGAUGAGGCGAACUUAAUCAAGUCGCGGGCGAUUCGCCAAGCAGUACACAAUGAUCUCGAUCUUCUAUUUGCUGUGAAGAAAGCGGCGAGUUCCGCGGGUUCAUCAGGUUUCUAUGCAUCAGAGAGCAUACGCGAGGCAUUGAAUCAACACGUGGAGGAACUGGAGGAAUCAACGAAGUUAGUCGUCGAAGAGAUCGUUCGGUUCAAGUGCAACAAAGGUUACUGCUUUUACGGUGACUGCCAAGAUAAAAUUACUCUCGAUCCUACGCAAAUAACGCCCGUGUCUACUGAUGUGAUGAGCUUCGUGUCACCGCGACACAAACAUAAAAUGGAAUGUAAUUGCAAAGAAGGAUAUGCCGGCAAUCACUGUGAAGUGGUAGUCAACGAAUGUGCCAGGGACCCCUGUCCUCUGUUCAAAGUUUGUGUACCAGAUUCCUCCAUUCAAGGAUAUUCGUGCCAGUGUCCUGAAGGAUAUGCGGGUCAGACUUGCGACAUAGAUAUUUCCAAGUGCCACGAUGAGUCGUGUUACAUUCCGCGAAAUCCCAUAUCUUUCAGCGGCAAGAGUUAUGCGCGCUACAAGAUCGACAAAGCACUAAUACGGCAAACGAUCGAAGAUCGUCUUAGCUUAUCCUUGAGGAUCAGAACGAUGCAGCCUACUGGCAACCUCAUGUACGCAGCCGGCAAAGUGGACUAUAAUAUUCUGGAGAUCGUUAAUGGCGUGAUGCAAUACAAAUUCGAUCUGGGCAGCGGCGAGGGAUUAGUUAGAGUGAGCAGUGUGUAUGUGAGUGAUGGACAAUGGCACGAAAUUCAGCUGGAGCGAGAAAGCAACAGCGCCCGACUGACUGUAGAUGGAAAACACAUUGCUCAUGGUUCGGCGCCUGGUAUCAAUGACAUUCUAAAUUUGCAAUCGGACGAUUUAUAUUUAGGCGCUGAAGUGAGACAACAUCCAUCGAUUAUCGGCUUCGAAGAUGUACAGCGCGGUUUCAUUGGCUGUAUGGACGACGUUAGGAUCGCUCGAGUAUCUGUGCCAUUGCACAUGAGCGGUGCUAGCAGCGUGGCGAUCCUCAAGCGAUUUGCCAAUGUUGAGUUUAGUUGCGACACGGCGAUCAUCCUAGUACCGCCGGGUGUCUGCGGUUCACAGCCGUGCCAGAAUGGUGGUACUUGCAAGGACAUGGGCAGCGACAACUAUGAAUGUCAGUGUCACAGCCGAUUCGCCGGUUUAGCUUGCGAGAUCGAUACAGAUCCGUGCGCCUCAUCGCCUUGUCUCUACGGCGGCCGUUGCAAGAUCGUGCCGGAAAGCGGUGAUUACGUCUGCGAAUGCGUCGGGCCAAGUCUGAGUGGCAAACGUUGCGAAUUUGGUAGAUACUGCAGCCCGAAUCCGUGCAGUCAUGGCGGCGUGUGCGAGGAGGGAAACAAUGGUCCGAUUUGCAAGUGCCAGGGCUUCACAGGCGAUCGCUGUGAAACCGACGUAAAUGAAUGCGACGCAAGUCCGUGCACGAAUGGUGGCACCUGCGUGAACGAGAUCGGUACGUACAGAUGCAUCUGCCCACCGAAUAUGACUGGCUUGAAUUGCGGCAAUCCAGCCUUCUCUACGCCCAUCAUAUCCAGCCACUUAAACAUUCCAUGGGAGUAUCUCAUGUGGAUUGGCAUCGCGGUGUUGCUCAACAUCCUGCUUAUUAUCAUAUUCGUCGCUUUCUGGCGGAUGCGGACGAAGAGAACCAGAACACGUACCAACAACAUUAACAAUGAGACACGGAAACAAAUGGUCUUGAAUUCUGCGAGGCCAAAUGAGCACGAGUUCAAACGCAGUUCAAAACUGAGCAAUCUGGAAGUCAUACAGAGAGAACCUCCCCAAUGUCCUCCCAGACCCGCCUCCUAUACUCCAAGCUCGAACAACGAGCCUGCCACGUAUGGUAACUCGGCAGCGGUGGCUCUAAAUAACUUGGACACCCUGCGCAGCUACGGUAGCGCGGGCGAUGAACUAGAGAACUUUCCGCCUGAUUAUCUACGGAACUUGAAUCGCAGCACUCCUAUACCACCCCCGUCCCUGACCCUUGCUAACCCGGUCGGCGGAAAUGCAACUGGCAGCGACACGGAUAGUCUACAUAAGCCCACCUGGCAGGAGCAGAUGCAGCUAGCUUCCUUCAUAACCGACACUACCAAAAUCAAGAAUGACCUGAAACGAGCGAGCCCAGUGGUACCAGAGCUGACCACUGGAGGACUUCUACUAAACUCUUCUCGACGGACGUCUCAUGCGGUUGGGUCUUCCGUCACCUCCGUCACGUCCAUCGAGGAUGAUCCUCGCAUCGUCGGUGGGUAUCACUGGGACUGCUCAGACUGGGUUAGGCCGAGUCAGAAUCCCUUGCCCAACAUCACGGAGGUACCUGGCAGCGAAGUCCCAGACUCGUCCAGUUUCCAUAGCAAUGAGAGUAAUGAGUCUAAUACUCAUCAACUACCAUUGAUACAUGGUCCAAUAGAUCCAACGAGGGACAUUGAGACGCUAAACGAAGAUCAAGAAUCGGAAUAUGUCGGUGAUUCCGAAUGCGGGACUGAGUUUUCAGAGCAAUAUCAUUGUGCGGAGACGCAGCGUCUGAAUCCUCUCGAUAGCGGCGGUGAGGGAGAGUACAAAUAUAAGAGUUCUGAGAGCUAUCUGCGUCACCCAAACUCAUAUCUGCCGCAUUACAAUAUUCACACCGACACCGAAAACGAGACGAAUCCGCUAAAUGGCCGUCUCAGCACUCUCGAGUCCGACGAGGAAGAAGAAGAUGACGUAGUGCCUUAUGGUUUUCCGAGCACCCGCCGUAACCGAUGCCACAAGGUGAUCGAAGAAGACGAGAUUGGAUCCGUCAUCACCACAUUGGAGGAAAGAAACUCGCUUUUGGGCGGCGCCACCAGCAACAGCGAUCUCUCCACAAAUCUAUGCGAGAUCGACGAUUCCGAGUACGAGAUCACGGAUCAGAAGAACAACGGACGCUUGUGGCUGUCGGGGAAUGGCAUCACGCAGACCUCUGUGUGACGAACGGUGGUGCCGAAGUACGCGGAUAGACCGAAGCGUGCGAAAGCGUGUUUCUCCGUGCUUCUACGAUUGAGACGCGUGGAUAUCUGUGAAUAUGCAAUUUUGUACAUAGAGUGUUAUAUCGUCAUAGAGAAGUAAGACAGUCUGUACA
Messenger RNA from Atta colombica, 14596 nucleotides. RefSeq names its product fat-like cadherin-related tumor suppressor homolog (gene kug). Gene Ontology annotation, molecular function: calcium ion binding. The transcript has 24 exons. Gene Ontology annotation, biological process: homophilic cell-cell adhesion. NCBI's taxonomy places the organism in Eukaryota, Metazoa, Arthropoda, Insecta, Hymenoptera, Formicidae. The coding region runs from base 1 to 14445 and encodes 4814 amino acids. The record is from RefSeq and is a predicted model, not a curated record. Gene Ontology annotation, cellular component: plasma membrane.